Molecule: messenger RNA, 1278 nt
Organism: Carlito syrichta (Philippine tarsier)
Lineage: Eukaryota; Metazoa; Chordata; Mammalia; Primates; Tarsiidae
Gene: SERPINA1
Product: serpin family A member 1
Exons: 4
Coding region: 1-1257 (418 amino acids)
Biological process (GO): negative regulation of endopeptidase activity
Molecular function (GO): serine-type endopeptidase inhibitor activity
Source: RefSeq, a predicted model, not a curated record
AUGCCAUCCUCUGUGUCGUGGGGAGUCCUUCUGCUGGCAGGCCUGUGCCUCCUGGUGCCCGGCUCUCUGGCCGAGGACGCCCACGGGGACGCUGCCCAGGAGACGGACACAUCGCCCCACGACCACGACCACGCGGCCUGCCGCAAGAUCGCCCCCAGUCUGCUGGACUUCACCUUCAGCCUGUACCGCCAACUGGCCAACCAGUCCAGCACCGCCAACAUCUUCUUCUCGCCCGUGAGCGUCGCCGCGGCCUUCGCCAUGCUCUCCCUGGGGACCAAGGAGGACACGCUGUCCCAGAUCCUGGAAGGCUUGCACUUCAACCUCACCAAGACACCCGAGGCACAGGUCCACGAAGGCUUCCGAGAUCUCCUCCAGACGCUCAACCAGCCCGACGGCCAGCUCCAGCUGGUCACUGGCAACAGCCUGUUCGUCAACCAGAGCCUGAAGCUCGCGCACUCGUUCCUGGAGAACUCCAGGAAGCUCUACCAGGCCGAAGCCCGCUCCGUCAACUUCAGGGACCCCGAGGAGGCCAAGAAACAGAUCAACGCUUACGUGGAGAAGGGAACCCAAGGGAAAAUCGUGGAUCUGGUCAAGGAGCUCGACGAAGACACACUUCUCGCCCUGGUGAAUUUUAUUUUCUUUAAAGGCAAAUGGGAGAAGCCCUUCGAGCCUGAGCUCACCACGGAGGACGACUUCCACGUGGACUCGGCGACCACCGUGCGGACGCCCAUGAUGAGUCGCCUGGGCAUGUUUGACGUCCGCCACUGUGAGAAGCUGUCCAGCUGGGUGCUGCAGAUGGACUACCUGGGCAACGCCACCGCCGUCUUCUUCCUGCCCGACGAGGGCAAGCUGCACCACCUGGAGCGUACGCUCAGCAAGGAUGACCUCCACAAGUUCCUAGAAGACAGAUUCAAGAGGUCUGCUCAGUUAUAUUUGCCCAAGAUGACUGUUUCUGGAACCUACGAUCUGAAGACAGUCCUGGGUGAGAUGGGCGUCACCAAGGUCUUCAGCAACAAGGCUGACCUCUCAGGGGUCACGGAGGACGCAGCCCUGAAGCUCUCCAAGGCCGUGCACAAGGCUGUGCUGACCGUAGACGAGAGAGGAACGGAAGCCGCUGGGGCCACCUUUCUUGAAGCCAUACCCAUGUCUAUUCCCCCCGAGGUCAAGUUCGACAGGCCCUUCCUCAUGAUGCUUUUUGACCAAAACACCGAGAGUCCGCUCUUCAUGGGCAGAGUGAUGGACCCCACUCAGAAAUAACCGCCAUCAGCACCCACCGGU